CGGGGCUCGGGCCGACAUACGCAGUCAGUCGCGCCGUGCUCUCCAACCAGAGCAGCCUUACUCCAUGGCAGCCGCGCAUCACGGACUAUAACAACAAGAGUAAGAGCGGUAGCAGCCAGGUGGCUGAUUCACCCCGCGCCCUUCUGAUGUUAUGCUACACCGCAUUACUGUACGUGGGGGCGGGUUGCCUACUCGCUUUGCCCUUAGGGGGGCCAUGGUCGGGGGCAAUAUGCAAGCCCGCCUCGACGCUUUGCGAGCGGUACGAAAAGUGCGCGGGGUUAAUCAGCCACCUGGUUGGUAUCGAUGACCUGACAACGUAUCUUGCCAGAGGGAUUCCAGUCCGCACCACAAAAGUGCCUCUCCGGCGCGAGAAAAAUUGUACCAAAGUUUUGAUAAUAUUUUGUAUUUUUAAUCCAUGGCUUAGUCAAAUUUCUCGACAUCGGCUGCGCUCGCCAUUUUGCGAAAAUAUUGUGAAAUAUGAAAAGAUUUAUAUCAACAAUUUAUUGAAAGUGAUAUGAACUACUUUCACCAAUAAUCCAAUAAUAGAACUGUCUGUCGUCCUUUGCAUGGUGACAACGCGCACAUGUCAAUAUGUAAGUGCACUGCCUUACAAAGGGCCAGGGGCUAUUCACGGGGACACGUCUAUACGUCUGUAAGCGUCUGUACUGGCGGGCACCUUGCUGGCGGGGCCGGCGGGGCCGGCCGGCGGCAGGUAUGGAGCGUGCCGCGGAUCCUAGCGGAGCCCCGGCGGCGGCACCGCAAAGGGUCAGGUGCCGGCUCGAGUUUGGCGACCAGAUGUGAUAAUAAAACUCAGGUGCCCAUCCACGUCGACAAUGAGAAAGAAGGUACUGCAAAGACAUCUGCAAGCCAUGCCCAGCGCAGCGCUGGCGACGGGGAGGCCGUGGGACUCGGGUGGACUGGGUGGACGGGCAGCAGGAGGAAGCCCCUCGGUGGCAAUAUCUGAAAUUUGAGUGGCGGAAAGGUGUUGUGUGUUCUGCGUGUGUUUUUCGACUCUCUUCCAUGGAAGAGCCACCCGUGCGGUAACUGAUGCUGCGAGUUAAUUAAAUAUCAGACCAAUAUAUACUAUGAGAAUGUGUGUGUUAAUUUCGGAUCAAUUUCUUUAUCGAUCUGAUGCGAAAACCGAUGAAUUUUUGAUGUCAGUUGUCGUUCCGAUAUCGAUCUGAUUGUUCGUUGCUCGCUGACAUGCAACAUCGUUCGACUGUCAGCUCGACUUUCGGUGGCACACUGUCUGCAUUUUGGCAGAGUCAGCUAAACGUGGGUGUUAACAGCUGGCCGCGCAGGUAGAAGAGGCAAGAAAACGACAACAAACGCCGUGAUGCUGACGUUCGCAAGAAUUAGUAGAACGCAAAAGUAAGAACAGAGCAAGAGCAAAUUUUUUACUCCGCUACGGUGUUAGUUUUUUACCCAUCUAAUGCUUUUCUUGAGAGAGUGUAGAGUAUAGUUCAUUCGCUAAAUGUAGACACACCGGCAUCCCUCUAAACCCGAGGCCCCAUUGUAAGCGUCAUUACGAUGCGUGGAGCCCGGUCCCCGGCCCCCGCCCGACCCCUAGCUAGACCUGCCAACAUAUUUUCAUUGGGAGAGCGGAGGCCGGCGAAGCAGGCGCGGGUGUCUUCGGCAACUCUAGGCCGAGGGAUCGACCCUCGUAAUGAGCGUAACCAGGCCGUUUAUGAGGGCGACAAAGAAGGGCCAGCGAUUGUUUCGAUUUCCUUUGCGUGCCGGUGUGUCUACAUUUAGCGAAUGAACUAUAGGGAACCUCUUGUAGUGUAGUGUUAGUGUUAGUGCUAGUGUCAGUGUUGUGUUGAGGGCCAAGGUCGCAAAUAGCAGUCUGAAGUAAGCGUAAGCAUGGCGCCUGCGUCUCCCGCGUCCUCCGUGGGGGUUGGUCCGAGGGGGCGCGACGCAAUCGACUCGUCGACCUGCAGCCCUGCAGCACGCACAACCUUUUGGCAGGAUGGGGACUCAGUACUCGUCUCCCCGUCCUCAAGCCCACGCGGAAAGGGUUGCCCUAGUAGUGGCCUCUGUCUGUGUUGCAGCUCCAGGGGUUCCCCGCCGCCCCUUGCCGAGCCGGCCCCUCCCUCGGCAGCGUCCUCUCAAGGCUGCGUCUUGUUGCCACCCUGCUCUCCUCUCCUCCCCUCGCCCCACCCCCGCCCUUCCCGACCAGCCUCAACAACAACAACAACAACACCCCCCUGCCCCUUGCCCUCGCCUCAGCCCGCUCGCCGGCCGCCGCCCGGGCCCGGGCUGCAACCCCCUCCCCUCCCCCACCCCUAGUCAGCAACAGUCGACAGUCCAGUCCAGUCAGUCUGCAAGGUGCGCGCCGCCCCGCAGCACCAUGCCGUUCCGCGUGUGCCAGCAGGCCCUUUUCCCCGACGGGGUCGCGGCCGCCGCCGAGGCCCUGCCGCACAACAUGGCCUUCCCCGUGGACGCCCCGCCGGCCCUCCGCCGGACGACGCGCGCCGACAACGAACGCUUCGCGGUGCUCAUCGAGCACGUCGACCUCCCCACGUCGCUGACGUGCAGCAACAUGCUCAUGGAGGCCCUGACGCAUCAGCUGACCGGUUGCGGCGUCGACGUGCUUCCCGGCCAGGUGGCCUUGCUGAGGCACCGGCUGGCCGUCCAACUCGCCCUGCACCGCCGCCGCUACCUGGACGCCAUCGUGGAGGCCGUGACCAGGAACUACGGGUACUACGACGGCAACGCCUACCUCGACCUCAACCGCAUCCCCAACAUGCAGGCCAUGGUCGACGGCUACAUCCGCGAUACGGGCGACGCCUGGACGGCGAGGGCGUUCGGCGUGGAGGUGAUUCAGGCCUGCGCGGACUCCGAGGCCGUCAACAUCCUGAUCCUGUUGCCUGGCCACGGCACGUCCAUGGUCAGCCCGCACGAGGGUAUUACGCCCCUGAGGACCGUGUGUCUGCUGUGCUCUGACAGCGAGUGCGCGCCAAGAUACUCGAGCGUCUUUAGAGUGGGCUGCUACCCCCCGUCCGUCACCACCCCUUCGCUGCCGCCGGCGCCCCCACCGCUGUGCUCGCCUCCUCAGCUGUCCCCCGACUCUGGACUGGAGUCGACGCCGUCUCCACGUCCCAGUGGGCACUGCGCUGAGGUCCAAAUCAAAUCUGAGGGCGAAGAGGACUCUACCGCAAGUGGACUUAGUUCCGGCUGGAGUGAUAGUGAUGUGAAUAGUGUCAAAUCUGAAGAUCUUGGACCCGGCAUCAAAAGUGGCAGUGAGGAGCAGUGCGCCAGCAGUACGCGUCCAGUUCACGGGCGCCGGCUCAUGAGGAUCCCCGUGCAGGACAAGCCGUUGACGCUCGCGACGUGGAACGUGGGCUACUUGUCCGCGGCGGGUGCUUGCCGAGGGGCGCCUCUGUCGCCGUGGUUGGGGAAGCAGGUGAAUGGGCCCUCGGGGGUGGCCCGCAGCCUGGCUGCCAACGGCGUCCAGAUUGCUGCCCUGCAGGGACACGCUCUGGAGUCCAGCAUCGGCGAGCUGGAGGGCUACACGGUGUUCGCCCACGGCGGCGUCGGCGCGAGCAGCACGGAGACGGGCUUCGCGGUCCGGGACGACCUGGUCGGCGCGGUGAGCAGCUUCGUUUCCUCGCCGUCGUCACGCGCGUGCCGGCUGGACCUGUUCGCCACGCCCAUGAACGUGUCCCUGGUGAGCGCGUUCGCCCCGCCCGAGGACGCCGCCGAGGAGGUGCACGAAAGCUUCUCCAAAGCGCUGCGCACCAUGGUGAGCGCCGCCCCCCGCACCGCCGUCCUCGUCGUGCUGGGUGACUUCGGCGCCGAGGUCGGCCGCCAGCCGAACUCGCUCAGGUGCGUCGCGGGGAAGUCCAGCCUCCACCGCGACUACAGCAGCAACGGGGUGCGCCUCGUGCACUUCGCCAGGCGCAACGACCUGGUCAUCAGGUCGACCAUACUGGACAAGAAGGCGGACGCGCGCGCCACCCGGAUGACCGUGGAGCGGCUCGCCGACGGCUCGGAGCGGAUAUCAUGCAGCCAGGUGGACCACGUCCUGGUGCGCAGGCAGUACCGCGGCUCCGUCCUGGCCGUCCGGUCCGUCCCGAGCGCCGGCCUCAGCGACACCAACCACCGCAUGGUCCUGGCCGUGGUUUCUGUCCCGUACGGCGUGCUGGCCAAGAGCAAAAACGCAGAACGGCCAAAACCAUCCGUCUCGCAGGUCUUGGAGAAGAUGCUGCUGUGGAAGAAAGCGGACGACGCGGCCGAGGAGAUGUACCGUCGCCUGACGAACCGGACGGUGGCGGUGAAGGAGGAGCACCUCAAGCAGGAACGGGAGGGCCAGAACGGCGGGGAUCUGGACGACGUGAUGGAUGACCUCGGAAAAAUAUUGCAGGAGAUCAAGGAGUGCGAGACCAAGAUAGAGAGCAAGUCUCGCCACAGCGAACCCCGUCACCGUCGGCUCCCUUCCCCGGUAAGUCGGCCUCCGAACGGCCUUCAAGACGACCAUGGCAGUGGAAAAGUCCUGCAGGACGAGAUCAAGGAGUGCGAGACGAAGAUAGAAAGUAAGUCUCGCCACAGCGAAUCCCGUCACUGUCGUCGGCUGUUCUCCCCAGUAAGUCCGCCUCCGAACGGCGCCGAUGACGGCCUUGGAGAAGUCCUCCAGGGCACUAAGGAGUGUAAGGCCAAGUUAGAGAGGAACGACUCUCGUCACCAUCGGCUCCCCUCCUCAGUAAGUCCACCUCCGAACGGGGUUGAUGACGACCUUAGAGAGGUCCUGCAGAGCAGUAAGGAGGCAAAGACAGAGAGGAGGCUUCAUCACCGCGACUCCCGUCACCGCCACCGUCACCGUCGGCGCCGUCUCCCCUCCCCGGUCAGCCCUCCCUCUCCUGCACGAGCGCCCCGUAGCGCACCGGUCGCAUUCCAAGUGAUGAUCCCUAGUCCCAGCGCCUCUUGCUGGGUGCUCCCUCGUGGUCAUGACCGCCCUAAUCCUUACUGCGACACCCCGCGAGACCGUCGUCGGAGGGGUAUGUUCGGCCAAGAGGCCUCGGGCAACGCGCCACAAAACAGUAACGAAAGGGUUGCUCGCUUUCGCCCUUACUAGUCCUUUUAAGGCGUUGGAAUUAUUCAUGUAUUUUUUGAUCUCCAGUUUUGAUGUUUUUACAAACUGUUUAUGACUGUUUUUUUAAAGAAAUAUUUUAUAAGUUUUUUACCAUAUUUUUAGGGCAUGACGAAUGUUGUGUUUUUUGAUCUCCAAUUAUAGUGUCUAUUAGAAUAAG
This is a messenger RNA of Frankliniella occidentalis (western flower thrips), 5249 nucleotides long. RefSeq lists its product as uncharacterized. The record is from RefSeq and is a predicted model, not a curated record. The coding region runs from base 1970 to 5074 and encodes 1034 amino acids. The transcript has 4 exons. NCBI's taxonomy places the organism in Eukaryota, Metazoa, Arthropoda, Insecta, Thysanoptera, Thripidae.